AUGAGCGCUUCGGAAUUCCUAGAAUCGUCCCCAAUUUCUAUCGAUGAUGUCCCAAUUGACUUCGAACUCCCAGUGCCUUCCACGCCUGCUUCUUCUGCCGAGAGCUCAUUGACGCCGUUCUCCCCGCCGCCGACGACAUUGCCCACUCCUGAUAAGUACGAUACGCGUCUUUGGGGACAUUUUCCGGGUUGGGUAUGGUCAGAAAGAAGCAAAGACAACUACUCAUGGGCUUGGGAAUAUGGAUACGACAUACAACAUGACGACGAGCGCAGAUGGGUCUGCAAGCCGUGUAUUCAGAAGAACGACCCCAGACCUAAGAAUUUCGUUGCUAUUGGCCUUCAGAAUGCGCUGAAUCACUUAUACAAGGAUCACGGAAUAUCUGCACCAGAUAACAAGACAAAGUCCGGCUUGCAAAAGAAAGCCGAGGAGAAGCCAGGGAGCAAGAGGCCAAGAUCGAUUGUGGAUAUAUGGAAGCUCGACCCUUUAAGACCUCGAGAACAGGCGAUUGCCAACUCUAUGAUACGCGGAUUUAAUCGAAAUCACUUUCAACGUCUCCUGAUCGAGUGGAUAGUCGACACGAAUCAGCCCUUUAGUGUUGUUGAACAUGAGAGACUCCGGGAUAUCUUCGAAUACCUUAACCCUGCAGUCAAGAUCACGAACGCCAACAUCUCUGAUACCACAGUUCGCGCGCUCAUCAACUCCGAAUUUAAAAAGCACAAGGCGCGCGUCAUUGAAGCCCUGCGAAAGAGCCCCGGCUUAAUACACGUCAGCUUUGACGGAUGGAGGGCGCGGAAUCGACACUCGUUAUACGGUAUCGUGUGCUUCUUCAGGGACGAGAAUAGCAAGCCCCACAAGGUCGCUCUGGGGGUCCCCGAAGUCCGCAGACAUUCGGGGAACAACAUUGCAACAGAAGUCCUUUAUACCAUCGAGGCUUUUGGCAUCGAGGAGAAUAUUGGGUAUUUUACCCUUGACAAUGCCGAGAACAACGACACAGCACUUGAGGCUAUUGGCAAAAAGCUCGGCUUCAAUGGCGCUCGAAGGCGAGGCCGCUGCUUCGGCCAUAUAGUCAAUCUGUCUGCGAAGGCACUACUGUUCGGGAAGGAUACAGACGCGUUCGAAGAACAACUUUCUGGUGCAGAAGCGCUGUCUGAAGCCGAAUACGAACUUUGGCGACAGAAAGGGCCGGUUGGGAAGCUCCAUAAUUUCGUCGUGGAUGUUGAUCGAUCGGACAGACUGACAUACCUGUUGAAAGAACUUCAAGAGUACGACAUAUCCAUGUCGGACGAUCCGAAAAUACGGUCAAAAAGCCCCGUCUCGGUAGUGCUAGAUAACGAUACGCGCUGGCUUUCCCAGCUCUAUAUGAUCCGCCGCGCCUUGAGACUUCGAAGGUACUUCGAACUGCUAGUCGCGAAGUUCCGAAUCCAAUGGGAGGAGGAGAAUACAUCAAAAAGAACUGGCCAGUUGAAAAAGUCGGCUGUCCGGCCUCGAAUCCUUAGAGACGAGAACCAACUUACGGCCAACGAUUGGUCUGUACUUCAACACUUCGCGACGAUCCUUGGAUACUAUGAAGAUGCAGUCAAGACUCUAGAAGGCGACGGUUUAAUCAGGAAACGCAAGAGGGGUUAUACUGGUUCAUAUGGAAACGUUUGGGAUGUGAUCAAUGGGUUUGAAUUCCUGCUUGGCAAGCUCGAAAAAUAUAAGGCGAUGGCAAAAGAUUUUCCUGACCCCGAACAGCAGAGACCCAAUCAACUAAAUCAACUACACGGCAUCUGUCAAUUUAGAGUAAGUGUAGAUUAG
This is a messenger RNA of Pochonia chlamydosporia 170, 1797 nucleotides long. RefSeq lists its product as hypothetical. Bases 1 to 1797 code for a protein of 598 amino acids. The record is from RefSeq and is a predicted model, not a curated record. The transcript has a single exon. Lineage: Eukaryota; Fungi; Ascomycota; Sordariomycetes; Hypocreales; Clavicipitaceae.